Prorocentrum cordatum is the source of this 453-nucleotide messenger RNA. Lineage: Eukaryota; Dinophyceae; Prorocentrales; Prorocentraceae. The record is from the annotation of a GenBank genome assembly.
AUGGCGGCCGCGGCCCCCGUGGUCGGGCCCACCGAGCUGGACGAGCUGCAAGGGCUCGGCGUGCGCUGCGUGGAGACCGCCGCGGUGGAGCGGCUGGUGGUGCAGCGCUGCGGCGUGGCGGACGAGCUGGCCAGGCACCGCGAGGAGCUGCGGCUGGCGCGGCGGGAGGUGCUGCGCCUGCAGGGCGUGUCGGCGGCCGCCCUCCGCACCGCGUCCCGCCCGGCCCCGCGAGCAGCGCAGGGCGCCGCGGCGAGCGAGGCGCGCGGCGCCCAGGAGGCGCUGCGCGGGGCGCAGGCGCGGGCGCUGCAGCUCGAGGCCUCCGUGCGGGGCUUGGAGGCGCUUCUGGCGCAGGAGGCCGCGCUCCCCCUGGACGCGGCGGGCCAGCCCGCCGCGGACGCCGAGGGCGCAGCCCUGGCGCCGCCCCACAGCGGCGCAGCAGGCUGCGGGUCGUGA